AUGGCUGCCGACGAUUUCUAUGCCGCCAAUCCUGGCUACACCACAAGGCUCGCUCUCCACCUCGGCAACUCGGAAGGCGAUGCCUUCAGAGCUGCGGCGGCAGUUGCUUCCGUUGCAUGCAAGGCUAUUGAUUCAGAGCCAUCUUCUUGUAACCAUUUUUCAGCUUGUCUUUCUAUUUAUCACUUUGGGUAUUUCUUUUUGCAAAAAAUUGAGUUUUCAGGAAUCGAUCUGCUGAAAGCUUUUGGAGCAGAAGCGAUCAUAGCACCACAGCAAUCAGCGGAGGCCAGAUUUGUUAUGAAGAUUGGAGAUAAAGCUCAUGUUCCUAUCAUCUCCUUUUCAGAACUAAGUCCUCAUUUUUCAACCAAGGAAAGUCCCUACUACAUACAGACUUCCUUAGCUGACUCCACCCAAGCCAGAGUAAUCAGUUCUAUAGUUCAGGAAUUCAGAUGGAAUCAGGUUGUUCCAGUUGUUGAAGACAGUGGGUAUGGAAAUGGAAUUCUGCCUUACCUGAUCGAUUCGUUACAGGAAAUCAACGUUCAUGUCCCAUACGGAAGUAAGAUUCCUUCCUCAGCUACAGAGGAACAGAUCCUGAAAGAGCUUAUUAAGUUGAAGAAGAUGCAGACAAGAGUAUUUAUAGCACAUCUGACAAGUAAUUCUGGUUUACAGUUUUUCUCUAUUGCAGAAAAGGAAGGAAUGCUGGAAGAAGGAUAUGUAUGGAUUACAACUUCUGCAUUGACUGAUAUGGCAUUAUCAGCCACUGAUGUGAUGCAGGGGGUUUUGGGUAUAAAACCUUAUGUUUAUGAGACAAAAAGGCUUCAGAACUUUAAGCAGAGAUGGAGGAAAAAAUUCCAACAGGAAGAUCCUCAAACCAGACUUACUGAACCCACGUUAAUGGGGUUAUGGGCAUAUGACACAGUUUGGAUGUUAGCUCUGGCAGCAGAGAGGGGUGUUAUGGCUAACUCCACAUUUGAGGUGUUAGAAAUCAGUAAUAGCUAUACAGAUUUAGGCAGUAUUGGCGUAUACUCAAAUGGACCCAAACUGCUUGAAUCUAUAAAAAGAACUAACUUCGAUGGCUUGUCUGGAAAAUUCCAUCUGGUGGAGAGUCAGUUAGAGAUUCAAACUUUUGAGAUAGUAAAUUUAGUUGGCCGUGACCGAAGAAGAAUUGGGUUCUGGAGAAGUAAAAAUGGUAUAUCGGGAUCGAAGAAUUCCAGAAGUAAGCUUGAUGUUGUAACAUGGCCCAGUGGAACAAAGGUGGUGCCUAAAGGGUGGGAAUGGCCUACAAAGGGAAACAAGCUCAGGAUUGCUGUUCCAGUGCAGCCAAAAUUCAAUAAAUUUCUCUAUGCGGAAGAUGAUCCCCUUUCUAAAAAUCUAAAUGUUGGCGGCUAUAGCAUAGAUGUUUUCAAAGCUGCAAUGAAGGAGCUACCUUAUGUUGCUUAUGAGUUGAUCCCAUAUGGUCUAGAUAGUAGCGGAAAACCUAAUGCUACCUAUCAUGAUAUUCUUUAUCAAGUUUAUCUUCAGAAUUUUGAUGCUGUGGUAGGAGAUGUGACAAUCAUAGCCAAUCGGUCCAUAUAUGUAGAUUUUACAUUUCCAUACACUGAGUCAGGGGUUUCAAUGCUUGUUCCCGUCAAGGACGAGCUCCAAAAGGGAGCAUUAGCCUUCUUGAAGCCAUUCGAUGCGGGUCUUUGGCUGGCCAGCGGAGCCUUUUUUCUCUUUACAGGAUUUGUGGUUUGGUCUCUUGAGCAUAGAAUCAAUAAGGAGUUUAGAGGAGCACCGAUAGAUCAAUUUGGAAAUGUCCUUUACUUCUCUUUCUCCUCUCUUGUCUUUGCCCACAGGGAGAAAUUGUUGAGUAAUUUAUCAAGGAUUAUCGUUGCAGUAUGCGUUUUUUUGGUGUUCAUACUGAAAUCUAUUUACACAGCAAGCUUGUCAUCUAUGCUAACAGUCGAGCAACUUCAGCCGACAGUGAGAGAUUUGAGUGACCUCAUUAAGCAGGGAAUCCAUGUUGGUUAUAUGAAUUACUCUUACAUGCCGAACCUCCUUAAACAAUGGAAGUUCGAUCAGUCCAAGCUCAUUCCUUUCAACUCAGCAGAAGAGUACCAUGAGGCCUUGUCUAAUGGCACGCUUGCAGUCUUUCUAGAUGAGACACCUUACCUCAAACUCUUCCUCAAUGAGAAUUGUGGCAAGUAUACUAUGGUUGGACCAAUUUACAAGACUGAAGGUUUUGGAUUUGCCUUCCCCAAGGGCUCGCUAUUAGUUCAUGAGGUUUCAAAGGCAAUACUUAAACUACUGGAGAGCGAUGAAAUGUUAAACAUUGAGAAGAAAUUAUAUGGCAGUGAAGUCUGUGACAGGAAUGAAUACAAUGGUACAAGUCUUAUUAGCCUAACAUUACAUAGCUUUUGGGGUCUAUUUCUCAUGACUGGAGUCACUUCUAUCACAACUCUAAUUUUAUAUCUGGCUUCUUUUCUAAACAAGCAUAGCCGGUCUCUGUUCAGUGUAAAUUCUGAGAAAUCCCUCAAAAGCAAACUUGUCAAAUUAACAAAGAUUUAUGAUCAGGUGGAAAUGCAUAAGCCAAUCAAAGUUCAAGAACAACAAGCAGCGAGAUGUGGACAAGAAAGUCAUUUCAGUGACCCCAACGAUGCAGUUAGACAUACUGAAUCCGACAAACAACCAGAGACUUCAUUUGAUGGGAAAGAAAAUACCAGUGCUCUGUUUGGGGCGGCUGCAGCUUCUCAGCUUUUCAGUUGCAGCUAUGCUGCCCCGGGAGCUGCUGUGGGGAAGCUGCUGCAGGAAAGCUGGUUGUCUGUUUGUUGCAGCUGUGUGAAAACAGCUAUUGGGUAG
Phalaenopsis equestris is the source of this 2835-nucleotide messenger RNA. Its product is annotated as glutamate receptor 2.7-like. Bases 1 to 2835 code for a protein of 944 amino acids. NCBI's taxonomy places the organism in Eukaryota, Viridiplantae, Streptophyta, Magnoliopsida, Asparagales, Orchidaceae. Gene Ontology annotation, cellular component: plasma membrane. The transcript is spliced from 6 exons. The record is from RefSeq and is a predicted model, not a curated record. Gene Ontology annotation, molecular function: glutamate-gated receptor activity.